AUCUGUGCGGUUGCGUCAGUUACGUGUCGCGUUGGUUGUUCCACGGUUCAUUAUCGUCGGUGUUAUGCACGAUCGUUAUUCCGGCAACGCGGCUGCGGUGACAGGAAAUAUGAUAAUUACCCGUAUGGUCUAGACCGCCGUUUGAUAAUACCAUGCUGCUAAUGUAUGAUAAGCGCGCACGUCUGCAGACCGCUUUAAAGUAAGACCUCGCUGAGCUAGUAAUCGUCGACGGAUCGCGGGGAGACGCCGAAAGUGACACAUGUGUCAUUGUAGAAUAACCUAACGACAGCUUUCUGCUCGGCCUCUACGCGGACGGGCGUUCGUACUUAUUUCCGCUGGCAACGAGAAUCAGGUAACAUGAUUGGGAUAUAUCACCUGGGCUUGUACUUAUUAUUAUUCGAAAGCUGCAUCGGUAUUUACGCCAGAUGGGACAUGCAACUGCUGUGCGCGGAUUUGUUUCCGCGGGUGUUCAUAAGUUACCUGCCCCGUGGAAACUUGACCAGCGGAACUUACACCUUGCAGCCUCACUUGUCCAACAUACAGGACUGCGUGAUGGCCUGUUGCAAAAAGCCCCUGUGCAACGUAGCGUUCAUGCACAACAACACAUGUUAUCACAUAGAAUGCGAUAACUCCAUGAUGUGUUUGCCGUUAUACAGGCCAGAGCUGGCGAACGACAAUCCACCAAGCAUGGUACUGGUUAAGCCUGUGGAGAGCAACAAAAUGUGGAGCGACCUGUUGGACCAAGUCAGUGACGAUGCUGUCGGCACUUUGAGUACCGAUGGCGCUGAGCAGGAGCAAGUAUUGUUCAACGAAGGGAGCAAGAUCAGUUGUAUAGAUCAAACGGGUUGUCUGGAUAAUGAGAUCUGCGUAAAACACGGCGACGGUGACGACGGGAUCUGCCAGUGUUCGCUGGGCUUUAAGCGCAACAUCGCUGGCAUUUGUAUAAUGGACGAAAUAGAGGUCGCCGAACUCGGUGUAACGCCGCAGGCGAAGGCUCAGACUAUGAAGGAUGCCAGCGGAUCAAUUAAACCAACCAUGAAACAAUUGCUGGUCUCGGCGGUCUCCAAGGAAGUGAGACUGCCAGAAAACGAAGUCACGCUGUCCGCGUACACCGUUCCCGCUGAGCGAGGCAAUGAGCAUUACAAUUACGCUUGGAGCCUGCUCAGUCAACCGGAGGGACACACCGGAACGAUGACGGAUCAGAAUCGCGUCACCGUUAAGCUGAGUAACUUAUCGGAAGGCUUAUACACGUUCAAGGUAGCUGUAAGCAGCCCGAAUGCUUACGGAGAGGCUUACGCCAACGUUAGCGUUCUACCUCCGAAACGUAUCAAUCAAGCGCCGAUUGCGAUAAUCUCUCCUGCCUCGCAAAUUGUGAAGCUACCGAAUACGGGUGCAGUCUUGGACGGCUCGAACAGUAAGGACGACGAUCGCGUCAUCUCUUAUCACUGGGAGCUGCAGCAAGGCCCGAUUGGAUAUCAGCCCAACCUUGUUGAUACACCCACGCUCCAAUUAGAUAAUCUUAUUGCCGGCAAUUACACAUUCAAAUUAACGGUCGAAGAUUCGGAUCACAUCACGAAUUCGACGAGCGCCAAUAUAACUGUCCUAAAGGUGAUCGAUUAUCCUCCGAGCGCGAACGCGGGGCAGGAUAUCAUCAUUUAUCUGCCGCAAAAUACACUGACGCUCAACGGCAAUCUGAGCACCGACGAUCGUGGGAUAGCGAGCUGGGAGUGGACGAAGAGCCCGUCCGAUCAGAAUAAAGCGGUGGACAUGCAAAACACGCGGACACCUUACUUGCAAUUAUCGAAUCUGGAGGAGGGGAUGUACACGUUCGUGCUUAAAGUAACGGACGACUCCGAGCAAUCCUCCACGGCGGAAGUGCACGUUUUCGUGAAACCUCCAACGAAUAAACCACCGAAGGCCGAUGCAGGCGACGAUGUAAGCAUAGCGUUGCCGGUAACGCGUGCUGUUCUAAACGGUACAAGAAGCAAGGAUGACAUAAAAAUCGUCUUGUUCCACUGGGAGCAAGUAAGCGGGCCUAACAAGGCCGAGUUCGCCGCAGCGAACGAGUCGGCAACGAACAUCACAAAAUUGACCAAGGGUGAUUAUGUAUUCAAGCUGACUGUUGUUGAUGAUAACGGGAACGCGGAUUCAGACACGGUCAAUGUGAAGGUAACACAAAAUAAGAACGCGCCUCCGAAAGCGAAUGCCGGUGGCGAUCAAAUUGUCACUGCACCAAUCAGUGCGCUGAUCAUCAAUGGCUCACAGUCGAGCGAUGAUCUAAGGAUAGGUCAAUGGCUGUGGACGAGGGACCAAACUAGUCUCGCGAUUGGUACUAUAGUCCAGGACACCGAUAAAUCGCCGGUGUUAAUGUUAACAGACAUAGUUCCCGGUCGUUAUGUCUUUCGGCUAAAAGUAACGGAUGAUCAAGGUCUGAGCAGUGAGGAUACCGUGUCAGUAAUUGUGAAGCCCGAUCCGCAACUGUUGCAUUUGGUGGAACUGACGCUGAAUAUUGGAGCUAGCAUGCUGACAGUCUCGCAAAAGAAUUCGUUGGUAGUGAAAUUGCAGAUGUUACUGCGAGACGAGGCUUCGAUCGUCGUGCGCAAUUUGAGGGCAGAGCCCCAUACUGGAAAGGCCGUCUUAGUGUUCUACGUAGAAAAGAAGGGAGGGAAGACAACAUUGCCGGGUCCAGAAGUGGUGAAAAGAUUGAAAGAGAAGUUGCUGCAAGAUUCGGGUCUUUUGCAGCUGUCGGUUGCUAAUAUCGAUACCGCUGUAUGCCAGAAUAAUUGCUCGGGUCACGGUGUGUGCGAUCAAGAGACGAGGCAAUGCAUGUGCGAAGCAUUUUGGAUGCAGAACUUGAUACAAAAGUAUUUUGGUAAUGGAGACUCCAAUUGCGAUUGGAGCAUUCUGUAUGUGAUAAUAGCUUUGCUAUCGCUAGUCGUAUGUUGGGUCGGGCUGAUUUGGGGGCUUGUAUGCUUAUGCCAAAGGAUAUGCGCUGGCAGAAGACGUUCUCUUCGGCCUAAGAAGAAACCAGCGCGCUAUUCUUUGCUGCAGCCAGACCCAGAAGAUGACAGCAGCACGUGUAUGCAUUCCUUUCCCCUUAAGCGAAACGAUAUUUCCACUCACAAUAAGAUGGUACUGUCAGAGUCCGACACUGACUCCGACGACGUCUUGUUUGAGCAUCGUAAGAGCAAAAACGGUAGUCACAUAAGAAACGGUAAAUCUCGAAACGGAUUUAUCAAGGUUGGCCCUCGGAUAAAGGCAUAAGGAACGCCGACGAGUCUGGUGCAAUGAUAGCGGCGCACAGUUGUGUAAGUUUCGCCAAACUUAAGAUAACUAGUCAUGAGGGUGAGUUGACUUGUGUACCUUACGAGACCGAUACAAUCGCCUCAGAGAUCACUAUUGAUAACGAUGUUUUAAGAAGAUAGAUGGACCCUAAGUAUUGUUUAUAGAUGUAGGCGAGAGUAAAGUGACGCCGCGCUCAGCAGCGUCACGUUACUUAACUCGUCGCAAGUAUUAAUCUAUUCUAUUCUGUACUACUAUUAUUGUGAUCGUGAUUACGCCAUCGACUGGUGACGCGACGAUGUCGCAUAAUCGUUAAACCGUUUGAGAGCUUGUCUAAGUAUUAUUACGGCCUUAGAAGGUAUUUAAAUUGAACUCGAUAUAUCGUAGUAAGCACUCUGUAUGUAUCUGUAUGUCGUUUAUAUAUGUACUGCUUACUCUUUAAUAUGUACAUUAUCAGUCUUAUUUUUACACUAUGUGGAUACUGAAUAAAAUUUGCUAUCCA
Molecule: messenger RNA, 3784 nt
Organism: Ooceraea biroi (clonal raider ant)
Lineage: Eukaryota; Metazoa; Arthropoda; Insecta; Hymenoptera; Formicidae
Product: dyslexia-associated protein KIAA0319-like protein
Biological process (GO): neuron migration
Cellular component (GO): membrane; cytoplasmic vesicle
Source: RefSeq, a predicted model, not a curated record